Tyto alba (common barn owl) is the source of this 1689-nucleotide messenger RNA. RefSeq names its product thymosin beta 4 X-linked. NCBI's taxonomy places the organism in Eukaryota, Metazoa, Chordata, Aves, Strigiformes, Tytonidae. Gene Ontology annotation, molecular function: actin monomer binding. Bases 1122 to 1394 code for a protein of 90 amino acids. The record is from RefSeq and is a predicted model, not a curated record. The transcript has 3 exons. Gene Ontology annotation, cellular component: cytoplasm. Gene Ontology annotation, biological process: regulation of cell migration; actin filament organization.
CGGGCGGGAACAGCCGCCCGAGGUGGACGGGGAGGCUACCCGAGCCUCCGGCGCGCCCGGGAGCGCCGAGCAACGGCCCAGGGAUCCGCUUUUUUGCUCUUGUUUUUAACCUGAGAGUGACUCAGCUAUCCGCCGGCCUCGGCCCCUGCGGGCUCAGGGGGGGUGGCCGGAGGGUGACCGCGGGCCUUGGUGUCACCGCGCGGGCUCCUGCUCGGGUCUGCAUUGAUCGUACCCACGCUAAAAUAUUUCCUGUAAAUUUUUCUGAAUUAAAAGCGUCGACAGCGAUCGCUCCCAAACACUCCUCAAGCGUAAGCACGCCAGAAGUAACAAAGUGCCCUUUGACAAAGAGCUAAUGCAUUUUGAAAUACAAAAUUUAGCACCCUUAAACUAAGUUAGCAUAAGUUAGUGAGGAGAUGCGAGCUUACACCAGAGGUGUUAAAAGCCGUGCCUGACAGUCUGCGGUUCCCACAUGCCACGUUGAAACUACAACAGCUUUUUCUGUCAUGCAGUGCCAGCAGCCAUAGGUGGUGGGUUUAAUAAAGCAUUUAAGGAAAUUUGGAUUUAGUUAGUAAAAAAAUCCUCUCAGGAAAAGGAGUGAAAAACUGACAAAGAAUGUAUGAAACAAAAAAAAAUGACAGAAGUAGGAUGGGAUUAGUUGAAACUUUAAUAUUGCCAAUAGCUGGGAGGGUUUUGUUUCAGGUUUUCCAACAUGGAUUCUAAAUUUUAUCUAGAGGUACAUUUCUAAGACUCAUUAAGAGGUUUUACAUUUAGAAUCCAAAGAAGGGAGUGUCAAAAUCCCACAGUAAAUUAGCCUGAUUUUAAUCAUAUCUAAAACCAUAUUUUCCUCCUAGAAGAUUUGGUAUCAUUAGGAGGUGCUAUACAAAAACACUAAAAUGUGUAGGGUCAGGGGAAGCGACCUCUCAGCAGGUUCAUAUUUGCUGUCAGUCUGCUUCCACAACAGAUAUCUACACUUGAACAGCUAAUAAAAUCUCCUUGCAUCAGGAUGAGGUUUCCGAAUUUGUAUUUUGUAUACAUAGCUGUGUUCUUUCUGAUUCAUUUAGCCUCAUCAACAACAAUAAAGAUACUGAAUCAGAACAAGCUGGCAAUUUUGUUGAUGAAACAUGGGAGAGAGCGGACUCCAGCUGGCUCUUCAGCAGAUACAUUGGCCAGUUGACAGGAAUAAAACUGUAAGAAACCUGACACAGAAAACACACACGGGGAGAGGAGACAGACAGCAGAGGCAGGCAGGACUCAUCAUGUCCGACAAACCAGAUUUUGCAGAAAUUGAAACGUUUGACAGGACCAAGCUGAAGAAGACAGAAACCAGAGAGAAAAAUCCAUUGCCCACUAAAGAAACUAUCGAACAGGAAAAGCAAAGUGAAAGUACAGCCUGAGCAUAAAAUUGAAGAUGUGACUGCUGCUUCUUCAGUGGGGUUUUGGCUUCCAAGUUGGGUUGGUGGUUUUUGUUCCCGCAUCCCAUGUCUGUUGCCUAUUUAUUUUAGCUAACACUUGCUCAUUUAAUGUUCCCUGGGGAAGAAGUUUGUUUUGUGUUUGUUGAACAAGAUACUAUGUAUUUGUAUUCUUAAAACUGUAGUUCCAAGUUCUGUAUCAACCCCAUGCCUUGCCAAAAAAAAGCAAUUUGCAUAAAAAUUGUUUUCUUAAACCUCACAAUAAACAGGUUUCUUCUGA